AUGGCCACACCAACGAAUGCGUCUGAAAAAAGCCACGCCCAGUCGGAUUUUCUCGAAAAGGCUGAAACGGUCGAUAUCAACGGAAAUGCCGUCUUCCUGUCUGAGCCGCAUCGUUCGUAUCUCCUCGAGCGACAUGGCACGUUGGAUCUCGAUCCGAUCCCGAGUAUGAACCCGGCGGAUCCGUACAAUUGGCCAUCAUGGAAGAAAAUAACUAAUCUCGCUCUGGUCGCGUUCCACGCAUGCAUGGGCACCUUCACAGCAGCAGCCAUCAUCCCCGCCUACGAAGAGCUCUCCGAGCAUCUCGGCGUCUCCCUGCAACGGGUGAGCUAUCUUACGUCUCUGCAGAUCGCCAUUCUGGGCGGUGCGCCAUUACUCUGGAAGCCGCUUUCACAUCGAUUCGGUCGCCGGCCGAUCUUCCUCCUCUCGCUGGUGUUGAGCUGCGUGUGUAAUGUGGGCUGUGCGAAGAGUCCGGACUAUGCGUCCAUGGCGGCAUGUCGAGCGUUGGUUUCUUUCUUUAUAUCCCCUGCCAUGGCGAUUGGGAGUGCAGUGGUGAUGGAAACAUUCUUCAAGAAUGAGCGAGCGCGGUAUAUGGGCAUUUGGACGGUGAUGGUCACGCUGGGAGUGCCAGUCGGCCCGUUCAUCUUCGGAUGGGUUGCGAAUCGCGUAGGAUAUGAAUGGAUCUACUGGGUGUUGGCUAUAACAAACGGCGUCCAGUUCAUCCUAUACCUCUUCUUCGGCCCAGAAACCCGCUACGUCGGCACCGACAUCUACUCCAAAUCGUCCGCCAUGAAGCAAGAAUACCUCAAAUUCGGCCGCAUCGAUCCGGCUCCAUUCACGGUUACAGAAUUCUUCCACCCCCUCACUCUGUUUACCAACAUCCCCGUCCUGCUAUCGACAAUCGUCUACUCCAUGGUCUUCUGCUUCGCCAGCGUCCUCAACUCAGUCGAGGUGCCGCAACUCCUGCAGGCGAAAUUCGGGCUGAACGCAGAACAACUCGGGCUGCAAUUUUUGGGUCUCAUUAUUGGUUCUCUACUCGGUGAGCAGCUGGGCGGGUUCAUGUCUGAUAUGUGGAUGAACCAUCGCGCACGUCGUAUUCAUCGUAAACCGGACCCUGAGUUCCGGCUGUGGCUGAGUUAUAUCGGCGUGAUACUUGCUAUCGUCGGGAUGAUUGUCUUUCUCAUCUGCACCGAUCAAGCAAAGGAAGGAAAAUGGACCGUGUCGCCUAUUAUCGGGACUGGCAUUGCCGCAUUUGGUAAUCAGGUUGUCACGACUGUGAUGACUACGUAUGCCGUCGAUACCUAUCCGCAAGACGCAGGGAGCGUGGGCACGUUUAUCAACUUUGUCCGGUCGACGUGGGGGUUUAUUGGGCCUUUCUGGUUCACUCCUAUGUUUGAGGAUGUUGGUAUUAAAGAUAGUGCAGGUGUUGUGUGUGCGUUGUUGGCGGUGUUUAGCCUCUUUCCUACUAUUUAUCUGCAUUUGCAGGGUGGGAGAUGGCAUGCUUCGGUGGAUAAAUCAUAA
Aspergillus wentii DTO 134E9 is the source of this 1518-nucleotide messenger RNA. RefSeq names its product putative MFS multidrug transporter. Gene Ontology annotation, biological process: transmembrane transport. NCBI's taxonomy places the organism in Eukaryota, Fungi, Ascomycota, Eurotiomycetes, Eurotiales, Aspergillaceae. Gene Ontology annotation, molecular function: transmembrane transporter activity. The record is from RefSeq and is a predicted model, not a curated record. The coding region runs from base 1 to 1518 and encodes 505 amino acids. The transcript has 3 exons.